CGUACACCGUCCACCUCGUGUCAAGUUGCCUCCAUUCUCUUCUGCAAUUUACUGAUUUGCUCCCCGUACCCGCCGUGUAUUCUCUUUCGAAUUUUAUUUACCUAGUUCUAUUUUAAGUCUCGACUAUACUGUUUUACAUUCGUGUCUAAUUACUUACCAGCGAUUUCAAGAUGUUUUGGGCUUUGGUCUUAGAAUCUGGCAAGCAGUACUCCACUACGGUUGAGAAAUCAUUUCAUCUGUCAAAAGCAGCCUUAGAUGUAACAUCAGUUAGGUCCGACAAUGACAUUUUAACAGUUGUAUUUCAUUCAGAUGGCAACGAACACAUUUUGUGUAAUCUAUCUAAGGCGCAUGCUCUGCAGGAAACGCUGGAUCUCAACUUUAUGGCUGGAUCAAAAGUUGUCUUUGAAUGCAAAGGAAAAGGAGUCGUUCACUUAACUGGUUAUAUUGUUCCUGAAGAUGAGUUUUCUGGUAUGUUAGGUGAAGAUGAAGAAGACUUAGAGGACGAAUCUGAAAGUGAAACUGAAGUGAAACCUGUUGAAGACGUAUCAAAAAAAUCGCUAAAAAAGCCGCAGCAAGCUGUCGUCUCUCCUGUCAAGAGGAAGCAAGAAAAACAGCUGGCUCCUGAUGCCAAGAAAUUAAAACAAGAUUCAGACUCAGAUUCUGAUGAUGAUGAUGACGACGACGACGAUGAUGAUGAAGAUGACGAUGAUGACAGUAUUCCAAAUGGACUGAUGCAAGGCUCAGAUGAUAGCGAUGACAGCGAGGAAGAUGAAGAUGACGACGAUCUGGAUGAGGAGGAUGAUGAUGAGGAAGACGAUGACGACAGUGAUGCUGAUAUGUUAGAUCUAGAGGCAGAGGAAGUAGAAGAUGAAGAGGACUCAGAUGACAGCGAUGAAGAUAGUGAUGAAGAUGAGAUUGAGACACCUGCCAAGAAUAAAAAGGGUCAAAAUCAAAAAACGCCCAUCAAAACUCCGCAAAAAGACUCAGGGCAAAAACAGGCAAAGACGCCUCAGACACAAGGAAAGGGAUCCAAGCAAGAGAACAAGACUCCAAAACAAGAUAACAAGACACCAAAACAGGAUAACAAGACGCCAAAACAAGAGAACAAGACACCCAAUGCCAAAAGUGACAAGAAACAGCCCAAAACUCCUCUCCUAAAUGGUUCAUCAGUGAAACCAAAUGAGAAGAAUACUCCUGCAAAAACACCUAAAACACCUGCCAAAACCUUGGAAGGAGGAGUGUCAGUAGAAGAUAUUAAAGUCGGUGAUGGCCCUGUAGCAAAACCCGGUAAAUUUAUUAAUGUAUACUACACAGGGAGAUUUAAAAACAACAACAAGCAGUUUGAUGCAUCCACACAAGGCCCAGGCUUUAAGUUUAGACUAGGAAGGAAUGAGGUGAUCAAGGGAUGGGAUGUUGGCCUAAAUGGAAUGAAGGUUGGAGGCAAACGUAGGAUAGUCUGCCCACCAGAGAUGGCUUAUGGAAAAAAAGGAUCUCCACCGGUCAUUCCCUCCAACGCAGCCCUCGUGUUUGAUGUAGAACUCCGAUCCGUGAAUUAAUCUCUUUUCUUUUAGACCUUUUUUUCAAAACUUAUCUUUUGGUUUCCAUCAAAGAUGAAUGUCUGUUUGAGACUUGUCGAGCGUUUUUUCAUGUGAUGCAUCACCUUUGACCCCAUUCCCAAUUGUGUUACGUGGAAGCGAAACAGUUAAAAGAAAGAAUUUCCCCCAUUUUUUGUAUCAUACCAUUGCUAAAGUUAAGCGACAGCCAGUAGUGACCCUAAUCAUUGCAUGACUUGUCAAGAAUGCGAGGUAAAAAGGGUAUGUCAAUUUACUGAGCCGUGAAUUUUUUUGAGUGUGCUUAUUAAGCACUCUAAACACAGUACUAUUAGAACUGAUAUUUUUAGAUUCCCUGACAGUCAGGAAUUGGCAAGAAGAGGAGGCCUCUGAAUUGAGUGAUGCCGCUCCUUCUCAUUUCCUGUUACAAUGUAAUAAAUGGACUACAUUUUGCUGUUCAGAACAACAUUUCUGGCUCAUUUGAGAAACCAUGUAUGUACCACUAGUGUCCACGUGUACUCGGGUGUUUUUACCAGGGCUGCCGAUUCGUGGGCAAUUACCCAUUUCGUGAGUAUUUUGAACUCCGGUGGGUAAUUGGUGGGAAAUAGGUAAUUCGAGGGUAAUCCAGGCAAUGGUGGGUAAUCUGUGGGUAUUUUCUUAUUUACUAAAAUCCAACGAAAUAACCGUAAGAAAAUUCAAAUUUGGCAGCAAAAGGUGGGUGAACAGUGGGUAAUCGGUGGGAAAUGGGUAAUUCGAGGGUAAUCCAGGCAACCGUGGGUAAUCUGUGGGUAUUUUCUUAUUUACUAAAAUCCAACGAAAUAACCGUAAGAAAAUUCAAAUUUGGCAGCAAACGGUGGGUGAACAGUGGGUAAUUGGUGGGAAAUGGGUAAUUCGAGGGUAAUCCAGGCAACCAUGGGUAAUCUGUGGGUAAUCCAGGCAAUGGUGGGUAAUCUGUGGGUAUUUUCUUAUUUACUAAAAUCCAACAAAAUAAUCGUAAGAAAAUUCAAAUUUGGCAGCAAACGGUGGGUGAACAGUAGGUAAUCGGUGGGUAAAGUUGGUUGUUGGUGGGUAAACGUGGGUAAAGUUGUAGCUGGUGGGUAAAAGUGGGUAAAGCUGGAGUUGGUGGGUAAAGUGUGAGUAUAAUUGGAACCGGUGGGUAAUCGGUGAGGAAAAAACAAUCCGGUGGUUAAUCAAGGUCUCAAAAAUGGGUAAUCGGAUCGGCAGCCCUGGUUUUUUACGGGUGAGCCAGAAAUUGCUGUUUCUGAUUGCAAAAUGAAGUCCUAAUAAUUAAUAGUCAUCAUAGGGCACAACUAAUCCCUCUUCUACCGACCCCUGGAAUUUCAAAUGCGAGUUUUAACCGUAUAAAAUAACGAUUUUCCAUCUGUCACGAGUGUAACUUAUCUCUUGGGUCACAAUUUUCCUGGACAAAAAAAAAUUUUAUAAUAAAUAUUUUUCCUUAAAAA
Messenger RNA from Bemisia tabaci, 3013 nucleotides. RefSeq names its product FK506-binding protein 39kD (gene Fkbp39). Lineage: Eukaryota; Metazoa; Arthropoda; Insecta; Hemiptera; Aleyrodidae. Gene Ontology annotation, cellular component: chromatin; nucleolus. Gene Ontology annotation, molecular function: peptidyl-prolyl cis-trans isomerase activity. The record is from RefSeq and is a predicted model, not a curated record.